This is a messenger RNA of Trichosurus vulpecula (common brushtail), 6002 nucleotides long. It is a transcript of the gene NELFB, whose product is annotated as negative elongation factor complex member B. Gene Ontology annotation, biological process: negative regulation of transcription elongation by RNA polymerase II. Gene Ontology annotation, cellular component: nucleus; NELF complex. Lineage: Eukaryota; Metazoa; Chordata; Mammalia; Diprotodontia; Phalangeridae. The record is from RefSeq and is a predicted model, not a curated record. The transcript has 13 exons. The coding region runs from base 311 to 2053 and encodes 580 amino acids.
GGGGUGGUGUUUCCUGGCGGAAGGGCGGAGGAAGGACCGGAAACUCCCCGAGACGGGACGGAAGGGCCGGGCUUGCUUGGAGCGGGCACUGGUCGAACUGGAGGGAACCGGGGAAAAACCUGGUCCCGGGCCCGGGGCCGGGGCUGCGACUGCGGGUCCCCGAGGGCCGGGGGAGCGAGGUUCUGGGGCAACGACGGCAGCAGCCGGAGGCGAGCGAGCAGAUGGGGCGCAGGAGGCGAAGGCCCGUCCGGGGGCUGCGGGGGGAGCUGGAGCCGGGGCCACCGCAGCCUCAGGGGCCGGGGCUUCCUCCAUGUUCGCCGGGUUGCAGGACCUGGGGGUGGCCAACGGCGAGGACCUGAAGGAGACACUGACCAACUGCACCGAGCCCCUCAAAGCCAUCGAGCAGUUCCAGACAGAGAAUGGUGUCCUACUGCCAUCAUUACAGUCUGCACUGCCUUUCUUGGACCUGCAUGGGACGCCUCGGCUAGAGUUCCACCAGUCAGUUUUUGAUGAGCUGAGAGACAAAUUGUUGGAAAGAGUAUCUGCCAUUGCUGCUGAAGGAAAGGUUGAAGAAAGGUACAAGAAGCUAGAAGAUCUCUUGGAGAAAAGUUUUUCGCUGGUGAAAAUGCCCUCCCUCCAGCCAGUGGUGAUGUGUGUAAUGAAACACUUGCCAAAGGUUCCUGAAAAAAAACUGAAGCUGGUGAUGGCUGACAAGGAGCUGUAUCGGGCAUGUGCUGUGGAGGUUAAGCGGCAGAUUUGGCAGGAUAACCAAGCUCUGUUUGGCGAUGAAGUUUCUCCACUGCUCAAACAAUACAUCUUGGAGAAGGAGAACAUCCUCUUCAGCAAUGAAGUGUCUGUCCUGCACAAUUUCUUUAGUCCGUCUCCUAAAACAAGACGUCAGGGGGAGGUAGUGCAGAAACUGACACAAAUGAUUGGGAAGAAUGUGAAACUCUACGACAUGGUGUUGCAGUUCCUUCGGACCUUAUUCUUGCGGACAAGGAAUGUCCAUUACUGUACCCUGAGGGCUGAGCUGCUAAUGUCAUUACAUGACCUGGACAUCAGUGAUAUUUGCAUGGUGGAUCCCUGCCAUAAGUUCACCUGGUGUCUUGAUGCCUGUAUCCGAGAAAAGUUUGUUGAUAAUAAGAGAGCUCGGGAGCUGCAAGGAUUCUUGGAUGGAGUGAAGAAAGGUCAGGAGCAAGUGCUGGGUGAUUUGUCUAUGAUUCUGUGUGAUCCCUUUGCGAUUAAUACCCUGUCCUUGAGCACCAUAAGACAUCUGCAAGAACUGGUGGGUCAGGAAACCUUACCCAGGGAAAGUCCUGAUCUGCUUUUACUACUAAGAAUGCUCUCCCUGGGACAGGGGGCUUGGGACAUGAUUGACAGUCAGGUCUUCAAGGAGCCAAAGAUGGAAGUAGAGCUCAUCACUAGGUUUUUGCCAAUGCUUAUGUCUUUUGUGGUGGAUGAUUAUACUUUCAACGUAGAUCAGAAACUACCAACAGAAGAGAAGGCAUCAGUCACGUACCCUAAUACCCUUCCUGAAAGCUUUACUAAGUUCUUGCAGGAGCAUAGGAUGGCCUGUGAAAUGGGGCUUUAUUAUGUCCUUCACAUAACAAAACAAAGGAAUAAAAAUGCUUUUCUCCGACUUUUGCCUGGAUUAGUGGAGACAUUCGGAGACCUGGCCUUUGGUGAUAUAUUCCUUCACCUGCUCACUGGGAACCUUACUCUGCUGGCAGAUGAAUUUGCUGUGGAAGAAUUCUGUACUAGUUUAUUUGAUGGAUUCUUCCUCACCUGCCUCUCAAGAAAGGAGAAUGUGCAUCGCCAUGUUCUCAGACUCCUGAUUCACCUGCAUCACAAAGUGGCCCCUACUAAAUUGGAGUCCCUCCAAAAGACUUUGGAGCCUACCAGUCAGAGUGGGGAGGCUGUGAAGGAUCUUUACAACCAGCUUGGAGAGAAACUGGAACAUCUGGAACAUUGCAAACCCAGUCCAGCCCAGGCGGUGGAAGCUCCUGCUUUAGAGCUACCUCUUCCUGCUGUCCCAACCCCAGCAGCGCUUUGAGGUGCUCUGACCCUGGGCUUGGUCGUGGUUAUGGUACCUGAUGACAUGUAGCUUUCCAUAGCCCUUGAGGGUUGGGGAAUUGUUUGUCAUCACUACACUGUGAAGAAUUUCCUGAGGACUUUACAUUGAAUGCUGAAGUUUUGUUAGUGUUACAAAGUCUGUGCAGUUUGCAGAUCCUAGCUUCAUCUAUGCCAGUGGGAGGGGUCUGAAGAUAGUGUAUAUUCAUCUACACUGAAAUCCAAGAGGUUUCCCCCUCAUUAGGGAAUAAGUUGGUGGAAGAUAGGAAUCGUUCACCUCUCUUAACCUGAGUUAUUCAAAGUGUUCAUGGUGGUUUCAGUGGAGUGUGAGUGUCCAUGAAAAAAACAAAAUGUUCGUAAGGUCUCCAUGAACCUCUUUGAUAGAUAAGUAUGGAAUUGAAUAAUCCUGUAGUCUAGGCUUAGAGGGAUUGGAAUUAUUUGUUUAGAAUUCUAUUCAUUGUUGCAUCUCUGGCCUACUAUAUAACCUUUAUAUAGGCAACCUCUGUGCCUUAGUUUCUCUGUCUGUUAGAUGAAGAUGAUAAUAUGUGCCCCUUUAGAACUAAGUCAUUUUUUAGUGGCUGAUGGAUUUAGAGAGUUUUUUAAAUACCACCCUCCCCUGCCUUUUUUUUUUUAAUCCCAGGAUGGCCUCAGGUCAGGAGGAAAAUAUUUUAAGAAUCUCUACUAAGAAUCUCUAAGAACCUUGAAUUUGGUCGUAGGACCAGAAGAUACUUUAAUUUUUCGCUCUCUGGCAGACUUCUUUAGACCUCAGCCUUGAUGAUGUUGUGCUUUAUACUUUCAACCUCAGAAGAUUGUGUUGGUUUUUUUUUUAAGACUUGGUCUCUCUGACUCACCCAGACUCUCACAGACCUCACCUUGCUACUGAUGAGAAUGGAAGUUUUGACCUGCUCUGUUUCUAACCUGGGCUGGUUCACCGCUCCUUAGGCAGCCUUGUGGCUCUCUCCUUCCAGGGACUCACCAUAUUGGUGCCAGACUUAGUGCAGACAUCCAUUAGCUUUAGCCCUUCCUACUGCAGCUCACAACUCUGGAACUCAAGUGAUCCACCAGCCUCAGCCUCCAGCAGCAGGGACUAUGGGUGUGUGCCAUGGCGUCCUGCCUCUCGGAAGUCUUAUGUGUUUUCUUACAUUUUUAAAUGCCUUGGAAAACUUCUUGGCUCCUGUUUUGCUUUGUUGAUUUUUAGUUAUGGUAAUAAAGAUGGGAGAACAGUAGUUACAUAGGUUAAAAAGGCAGCUUCCAUUUUAAGGAAGAAUAGAACCAACCAUGUACUCACACAGUGAUUACCAUCUUGAGGUUGUUAGAGCUGAACCUUAGACACUCCUUUAAUGAAAGAAGAAUUAGAUACUUAGGCAUCACUAGAAGGGCUUCACUGAGAACUGUAAGCUGCCUCCUAAAUCCCUACCUUGGCAACUGUGGGACCUGAUGAAAGAAUGGGACUAUCUCUGUCUGAUUCCUCAAGUGAAUAAUAGGGCUUCCGAAUUCACAGAAUGAUCAAAAAACCACUUUAGUUUGGGGGAAUAUACCUUGAACUAGUGAACAUUCAAAUACUUCUUAAAUACCGUCUAGUACUUUCCAGUAAAUACUGGAACCAGUGCAAAAUUUUCAGACAUUGUUAUAUAGAAUUACUUAGAUGAUCAUUAGGAAAUUAAUUAUUAUUAUUUAUAUAAAGCAAGUGCUUCUAUAAUAAUUGAAAAACAAUUUAUUCUCAGGUUGGUCACCUCUCUCUGUCCCUACCAAACAAUCUUUUUUUCUUACUCUAAUAAUUUGCUUAGCAAGUCCUUCAUGAGUUGUUUAAAUCUAUGUAAUGUAGACUUUAUUUCAGGCCCAGCCAUCCUAAACCAAAAAUGACUAAGGCCUGAGUAAUUCAAGUACUGUACUUGCAGCCUCUAGUCACGACAGUGAUUCUGUUGCCAGUUGUGUAGCUAAAAACAACAGCAACAAAACAGAAGCUGCUUUCCUGGUUUGUGUGUGUGAAGAGACGCUGAGAGCCUAAAUGACUGUACCAGGGCUCUGGAUUUGUCUGAGCUUGCAUUGCUCCUGUGUGGCUGCUAGGCCACCUGUGCCCACCAAGUGUGCAAGAGGAGCAGUAGCAGAGAGGGAAUGUGGGGGGAUUGUCACCAUAGAAGGUGGCAGGACAGUGACUGUGCUGGGCAGGGGCUCCUGAAGGAGGGAGGAGGGUGAAGCAAAGUUUGAUCUGCUUCAGAAUGUCAGGUGUCCCCAGUAGCAGCCACUCUGCUACACAUGACCAGAUUUCCUUUCAGAUUCAGAAGCCCCCAAACCUCCAUCAGUUUGAGGCUUUCCUCUCUUGGUUCCUGCCCAGAGUAGCUCUCCUCCAGCAGUGUGUUCUCUGCAGCCACUGUUUGCUUUGAUCCUAGCUCUGAAUUCCUGAUAGAGACGACUGGACCUUUGAUGUCACAGUAUAGGGAACCUCAAGUGAGGAAACUCCUACCAGGCAGGUCCACCCCUUCUCUGCGACUUUGAGUCCUAGAGAAUCACCUUUGGCACUGAGGUUCAGUGACUUGUCCAGAGUCACACAGCCAGUAUGUGUCAGGUGGAACAUGAACCCAGGGCUUCCUGGCUUUGAGACCAGCACUAUCCACUAUGUCACACUGCCUUUAGAGUUCCAAAUGCACAUGAUAAAAGCUGAAAUGCUUACUCUCUCACAGUCAUGAAAAUGGAUGUUGAUAUGGGUUUAUCAUAAAACCAUAAUCAGUAAGGCCACAGGAGAAAACAUGUCAGUAUAGUCUCUGCUUUGACUUUGUAGAUUGUUUUGCACAGGUGCCUGCUGUGAAUAAAUAAGGGCUUCUAAUGUUCUUAGGAUAUUCUUGUCUAGAUGAGAAAAUUUCUGAGGGGAAAGUUGCUAAAUGAUUUGAUUUUUUUUUCAUUUAUAGAGCUAAAAGUGGUGUUAGUAAAUAACCUACAGAAAGUGUUUUUCUUAGACGUGAUAAUUACAUUAGACAGGAAAGCUGAAUGUUUUGGAGGAAAGAGGACUGGGCCAGAUUCUAAGUAACUUGUAAAUUCUGGGCCUGCCAUGGCUUCUCUGUGUGAUCUUGAUCCUAUCUCUCUAGUGCCCUGGGCCUCAGUUUCCUUUGCUGAAAAAUGAAGUUGGACUGAGUGAUUUUGAAGAGCCCUGCCCUCUUUGACAUCUUAUGUCCAUGAGUUAGAGAGUCUGACUACAGAGAGCAGAAAUUUAAAAAACAACCCUAAAAACCUAGGGCAGCCCCUCUAGCUUGUAUCUUGUGGUUAAACGCUGUCAUAUAAACUAUAUAAAGUGUGUCUGUGUUUGUAAGUAUGCAUGUGCUGGCAUGUUCAUGUGGAACUAGCACUGAUUAUUAAUAGUUCCCUCCAGACUGCCAGGGUUUGCAUGAUACAUACUUUAUUUUUCGAGAGUGCCAAAGAUUUUAGUCCCUAAGAAGUCAGACUUCAGACUUUAAUUCUUCCCAUAAAGGUUGUGGAACAAAGAAUUUUGUGAGCAUGAAGAUACUGUACUUUUUAAAUUAAAAUUGCUUUUAAUUUUUGAAAAAAAUGCUUUUGAUAAAAAAAAAAAGACAACACACAGAAAUGUACAUCCAAAGUCUUAGCACUACCUUGGUUUGAACAAAUAGUACAUUGUCAUAACCCAUUAUAAUCAGGCUUCCUCCUCAAGUGUGUGUGAACAGCUGUCAUUAGGUCUAAUUCCUCUCCAUGGUGAAGUGCUUUGCCCACUUCUAGUAAGUGGCAGAAUUGGGAUUUGAACCCAACUUUGCUAACUAACUCUGAAGUCAGAUGUCUUCUCUACUAUAGCAUGCUCCCGGUUGGGAAACUUGAGAGAAUUUCUGCAUCCAAAUAGGAAGAAGCUCGGGUUAGACAAUGUGGUCCUGUAUGAUUUGAUGUUGCUCAUUGUAUUUCUCUUAAUUAAAUGUAGACUGCAUGAGUGA